This is a messenger RNA of Phragmites australis (common reed), 1399 nucleotides long. Its product is annotated as transcription repressor OFP8-like. Bases 160 to 1248 code for a protein of 362 amino acids. The record is from RefSeq and is a predicted model, not a curated record. The transcript has a single exon. Lineage: Eukaryota; Viridiplantae; Streptophyta; Magnoliopsida; Poales; Poaceae. Gene Ontology annotation, biological process: negative regulation of DNA-templated transcription.
CUCACCUUCAUUGUCGUCGCUUUAUAUUAACCACAGCUCACGAGGACUACGAGCCAGACGCCGACCCAGCAUACAAGGUCGACCGACCGGUGGCCACCGUCCAAGACUCCUGUGAAUCGCGAGUGCCACACGACACGAUCGUACACGUACAGGCUAGGAAUGAGCCUCGGCGUUGGUGCCAAGAAGCGUCUCGGCGUCGGCGGGGGCGGGUUCGCGCUCGGGUGCGGCUGCAAGGACGCCAAGGCCGUGGAGGUGGCGGUGGCGGUGGCGUCCGCGUCGCCGUACUCCGCCACCACCACGGGGACGUCCACGGCUACGACGGCGACGUGGCGCAGGGCGAGGGCCACGAACCCGUCGGCGUCGGGGUCCACGGGCACGCUGACCGUGCCCUCCGCGCCGUCGUCGUCGUUCUUGUGGGAGGAUGUCGUCGAGGCUGAGGGCGACGAGGAGGAGGUCAACUGCAAGCGGUUGAGCUCGGCGACCACGACCAGCUUCUCCGGCCUGCUGCGCCAGCUCAACGACCUCGAGCAGAGUGUAGUGUCGUGGGGCAGGAAGAGCACCAGCAAGAGUGACUACUCGCCUCCUCCGCCACCUCCGCCACCGUCGCGGCCCGUGAAGCACCGAGUCGUGCACAGCGGCGACAGGCGCGACAGCAAAGAAGGCCACGGCAACUUCUCUCCGCCAGCGCCGCCCCCUUCUUUCCAGUUUCAGUCGCAGCAGCACCGGAAGGCAAAGAGCAUGGACAAAGGCGACGGUCAGGAAGAAGAGGUCCACUCCAUGCAGCCGCCACCGCCACCUUCGCCGUUGCCAUUGCCGGCUGAGCAGCUCCCGAACGUGAAGAGCAUGGACAUAGGCAGCAAGAAAGAAGACGUCAACAACUUUCCCCCAUCGCAGGUGCCGAAGCACCGGAAAACGAAGAGCUGCGAUGGCGGCACCGUCAGGCUCGACGGGAGCGUGGCGGUGGUGAAGCAGUCGGAGGACCCGCUCAGCGACUUCCGGCGGUCAAUGGCGAACAUGAUCGUGGAGAACAGGAUCGUGACGGGCGACGAGCUCCACGAGCUGCUCCGCCACUUCCUCGCACUCAACGCGCCACACCACCACGACGCCAUCCUCCGGGCCUUCACCGAGAUCUGGGACGAGGCGCUCACCACCAAGACCCCCCAACGCAAGCCCGCCAGGCCGGCGCCGAAGCCACCGCGGCAGAAAGCAUCACCGCGCCGCCGGCAACCUCCGCGGGCGUGGCGCUAACGGGUACGUGCGUGGCCACAACGACUUAGCACAACGUAGCUAGCUCGGCUAGAUUGCUUGCAAGAAAUGGUCAGUAUAUAUCACCUGACCACGAAUCUACCGCAGAUAUGUUCUCCGGAUUUGCUUGUUAAUGCACCUCUAGUUUCAAUUC